AUGAACAUUAAGCAGUGGGAGGACGAGACGCUGAGGUCCUAUUUCACUCGCUUUAACAAAAAGGCUCUCUCAAUUGACGAAGCAGACAACAAGAUACUCGUGGCUGCCUUCACAAAUGGACUACGGAAGGAUAAGUUCCUAUUUUCCCUAUACAAGAAUGACCCAAAAACUAUGUCAGAUGUGCUGUACAGGGCAACCAAGUACAUGAACGCAGAAGAUGCGUUGCUAGCCCGAGAAAAGAAGCCUAAGAAAAAGGAAAGACAGGAAGACGUACGGCAGGAUAAGGGACGGGAGAUGGCUAGGACUAGAGAAUGGCGGGAAGACAGGCGCUCCAAGCAUCCCACAGGGAAAUUCACGAGUUUCACCCCGCUGACUGCCCCGAUCAACCAAGUCUUGAUGCAAAUAAAAAACGAAGAAGUUUUGACAUUUCCCCGCAAGCUGAAGGGAGAUCCCAAUAAGAAGUCUAAAGACAAGUACUACUGCUUCCACCGUGACCAUGGUCAUGACACAACCAACUGCUACAAGUUAAAGCAACAAAUUAAAGCUCUUAUCAGGCAAGGAAUGCUACAAAGGUUCGUUGACAAGGAAAAAGCGUAUCCACCUCAAGAGUAG
Messenger RNA from Quercus lobata, 612 nucleotides. RefSeq lists its product as uncharacterized. Bases 1 to 612 code for a protein of 203 amino acids. The transcript has a single exon. The record is from RefSeq and is a predicted model, not a curated record. Lineage: Eukaryota; Viridiplantae; Streptophyta; Magnoliopsida; Fagales; Fagaceae.